UGGUCCGUUAGGCGCUGUUUUCAUCACGUGACAUGGAAGAUGGCCGCCUGCGACGACAGUAAAGAUGGUCAGGACAGCAUACUGGAGCCGCUGUGUUUUCCAGAGCAGCCAGCUGAUGGCACCAGCUCUCCCAGUCUGCAGUGUCUCAGUUCAGAGCUGCUGGUGUGUCUCUUUUGUCCCGAGUCCGUCCCUCUGCAGCAGAAAGACGCCCUCCUCAAACACCUGCUGCUGGAGCACAAGCUGGUCAUCGCGGAGGUCAAACUCAUCGCCGACCUCCCAAAGUACAUGUUGUACUGGAAGGGCAGAUUCUUGGAGCAGCCGGUCACAGAUUUCUGCAGCGUGAUCAAGACAAACUCCACAGGACCAGUCGAGAAGCAGGAGGACUACUUCCUGCUGUGUGAUGUCCUCCUGGAGGACCGAGUCCUCCGAGAGAAGCUCCAGCAAAAACGACUGGAGGAGGUGCUGGAGCAGCAGCAGCAGGAGAGAGACGACAGCAGCUUCAACCGUCUCUGCAUGUUCUGCAGUGAAGAGUUCUCUGGAAACAGGUCAUCUCUGCUGAACCACAUGGCCAGAGAACAUUCCUUCAGCAUCGGGCUGCCGGACAACAUCGUCUACUGUAACCAGUUUCUGGACACUCUGCAGGGCAAACUGGACAAUCUGCAGUGUUUGUACUGUGAAAAAACCUUUAGGGAUAAAACCACUCUGAAGGAUCACAUGAGGAAGAAAGCUCACCGCCGCAUCAACGCCAACAACCGCGAAUACGACCGCUUCUACGUCAUCAACUACCUGGAACUGGGGAAGACCUGGGAGGAAGUGCAGAGUGAGGAUGACCGUGAGCUGGUAGAAGAUGAAGAUGAUGACUGGUCGGACUGGCAGGCUCAUCCAGUCUCUGCUGUGUGUUUGUUCUGUGAUCAUCAGUCAGAGACGAUGGACCAAAUCUACAUUCACAUGAAGGAAAAUCAUGGAUUUGAUCUUCAUAAACUGAGAAUGGAGCUCAGCCUCCGCUUCUACCAGCAGGUCAAACUGGUGAACUUCAUCCGGCGGCAGAUCCACCAGAGCCGUUGCUACGGCUGCCAGGAGAAGUUUGACUCCAGAGACGCCGUCCUCCGUCACAUCGUGGCUGAAGGUCAUGUGAUGAUGCUGCCAGACAUGUCAACCUGGAACCAACCACAGUAUUACUUCCCCACAUACGAGAACGACGCCCUCCUGUGUACGUUAUCUGACAGCGACGAAGAUGAAGGUGACAAGACAAAUCACGGCGAGGACAUCCCGGUUUUUGCAGAGGACAUCUCCAACCUCAGAGCGCUAAAACAGACCAGCGUCCUCAACCAGCUGCUGAAGAACAGAGGCUCCAGCAGCUAAACCACGGACAGUGUUUGGUAUCGGAUGGUCGGACUUCUGUGUCUUUGGACAAUUCUUCCUCUCAUCAGACUGUGAACGAGGGCUCUGUGAAACCUGCUGAGAUGUUUUUUUCUGGAGCAAACAUGGACUGCUCAGCAUUUUCCUUUUUUAGCACUUAAACCACACUCUGCAAAAAACAAAUAAUUACACCAAUUAAUUGCACUUUAAAAGCCAUAAGAAGCCUUUUUUAGAAGUGCAGACUCAGCUGCAGUUCAACCUGUACUUUAUUCAAGCAACAAAGAUAUAUGAUUUUCUUUAAUAUUAAGUUUAUUACUUAAAGUAAAAAUAGUUUUCUGUUGUACACUACUGGUCAAAAGUUUUAGAACACACCAACUUUUCCAGAAUUUAAUUGAAAAUGAUGCAGUUUAAUGUCUCAGUCUACUCUGAAAUGAAUGCACAUUUGCAACAUUUAAAAUUCUUUAUUGAGCAUGAUAGUGUUUUGAAAGUAAAAAAAAAAAGAUUCAAAAUCACAUUAUGUUGGACUAAAGGACUAAAAAGAGACACAAAAUGACAAAAAAAGACACCAAAAGACACAAAAUGACUAAAAAAAGACACAAAAUGACCAAAAAAAGACACAAAAUGACUUACAAAGACAUGAAAAUAAUUCAAAAAUGGACAAAAUAGCCCAAGACUCCAUAGAGUUAAGUUGUUAACCCAUUUCUUGUUCCCUGAAAAAGGCCUACUUGUAUAAUUCUGAAAUGUACAUUAUUUUUCAGUUUUGGUUAAGCUUACCUUUUUUUAUUUACCUCUGGCAGUUCACCACUUACCUUUGUACCCUUUCAAGCUGUUCAUUUGACUUGAACUGCUUGAAUUUCAAUAAAAAACUAGAAAAAUUGGGGUGUUCUAAAACUUUUGACCGGUAGUGUAUAUUCAGAAACUUUUACAAGGUUUCUCUCAUCAGUGCAAAAAUCAUGACAUUCAAUUUAGGCCCCUGUUGAAAGUAACAAACCUCUGCCGUAUCACACGACAACAAAACACAUCUUCCAAGUGAUUACGUAAAAUAAAUGUGUGAAACCUGG
Centropristis striata (black sea bass) is the source of this 2420-nucleotide messenger RNA. It is a transcript of the gene znf277, whose product is annotated as zinc finger protein 277. The transcript has 12 exons. The coding region runs from base 40 to 1362 and encodes 440 amino acids. NCBI's taxonomy places the organism in Eukaryota, Metazoa, Chordata, Actinopteri, Perciformes, Serranidae. The record is from RefSeq and is a predicted model, not a curated record.